Molecule: messenger RNA, 402 nt
Organism: Cucurbita pepo subsp. pepo (vegetable marrow)
Lineage: Eukaryota; Viridiplantae; Streptophyta; Magnoliopsida; Cucurbitales; Cucurbitaceae
Source: RefSeq, a predicted model, not a curated record
AUGAAAGUCGUGAAUUUGAUUAGGAUUUUUGAGUUGCAGAAGAUGAAGGAGUCGGAGUCGGUGAAAGAGUACUCUGAUAGACUUCUCAGCAUUACCAUCAAGGUGAAAUUGCUUGGUUCUGUGUUAAAUGAUUCCAGGAUCGUUGAAAAGCUGCUAGUCACUGUUCUAGAGAAGUUUGAAGCUAUCAUUACUACUUUGGAUAUCACCAAAGACCGGUCAAAGAUUUCAUUUACAGAGCUCUUGAACGCUUUACAAGCACAAGAGCAAAGGAGAUCUAUGAAGCAAGAAGGGGUGAUUGAAGGUGCCUUACCUAUUAAGCAUCAAGGCAACCACAAGUAUAAAAACAAGAAAAAUUUCACGAAUAGAGAUUCAUCUGCCAAUUAUCAGAAGACAAAAGGAUGA